AUGGCUCCUCGAGGUAGAAAACCAAAAAUAAAAAACGAACAAGAAAACACAGAGUUGUUUGAAAAAAAUCGUUUUAUUAUUUUACCUGAUGCUUUAACAAAGGAUGAAAAUGGUGAUCAUCAAUUGAUAAAACUACGUCAUCCACAAACUAAUGAAUUGGCUAUAUUUGUGUAUUCAGAAAAUGAUAAAACUCUAGCGCAGAUGCGAUCCUUACCGUUUAGUCAUAGGUCAUUUUUCAAAGGCAAUGAUGUCAUUCCUAUAGAUAGAAUUGAUUUUGUAACGUUGGUUGACCCUAUGUUUCUCUUUCUACCGUAUUUUGUCAAAUGUUCUUCUAUGUUCUGUCCAUUGGAUCAAAUUUUAGUGGAUGAAUCUCUUCCAGAAUUAAAUAACCUAUUAAUGAAACUAUCAGAAUUGACCAAUUUAAAACAAAUUGCUACUAAAAAAGAAGUUGGAGAUUUAAUUUUGUGGCAGUAUAAUGAAAAUAAAACUAUGGAGUGGCUUACACCUAAAAUUGAAAAAGUAUCAAAAGUGUUAAUCACACAACAAAUAAAUGUUAAUCAAAAUGCAGCCAUUUCAUCUUCAUUUAAAGUGUGCGAAACAAGCCUACAGGCAACUGAUGAACAGUACAAAAGAUAUGCAUACAAUAUAAUUUCGGAAUAUUUACACAUUGAUAUUCAAAAAUCUUUAUUGAAACAUCUCGGGUUACCAGAAAUAGUAGAAUGUAAUAAACGUAAAGCUGAUGAAAAUAAAAGUGAUGUAAAUAAAAAGGUGAAACACAAAGAAGUUGAAUAUGACGAAAUGCCUUUUCAAGUUAUAAAGAAUGUCACUCCAAAGUUAACAGCUAAAGACAAAGCAUUAAAAAAAGCUGCAUCGGGAACAAAGUCUAUAUCAUCGUUUUUUAAAAAAAGUGUAUAA
Macrosiphum euphorbiae (potato aphid) is the source of this 915-nucleotide messenger RNA. The record is from the annotation of a GenBank genome assembly. NCBI's taxonomy places the organism in Eukaryota, Metazoa, Arthropoda, Insecta, Hemiptera, Aphididae.